AUGAAUACGGUACACUCCACCAGCGCCACCCUUGCCUCCCUCAACUCAGCAGAUGUCUACGAUUCCGAUGGCAUCGACCCGCGGGAGAGCCCGCCCCUACAGCAAAAGACGCUGAAGCUGCGCAUAACUCCUAGCCCCCCGCCCAAAGUGACUGAAGUUAGUCGUUCCUCCCUGCACUCCUCUCCCUCCACCUCCCGUCGCCGUUCCUCUUCUAAUCGUCGUCGCAAGGCCAAACCGUCACUCGGACAGACUGUGCUUCUGCAGUACAUGGCAGGCGGGCGGAACCCUGAUAUUGCUCAUUUUGCCAGCCAAUGUGUCCCCUCUGACGAGUCUGAGGAGGACGAAGACGACGACGAGGACGAGGAUAUUGGCCGGACCCGCGAGUCGACCUCGGAAUUCCUAAACAACGACUCGGACAGCGAUAAGGACGACGACGAGGAUAGCACGGACGAGGACGAUCACCGGAGGAGCCACAAGGAGAUAUCCGACCAGAACCACAGACGUCUGUUUAUUGGAGAGACAACGCGACGAUACUCAACAGACGCCAGGCCGUCAAGGCCAGAACAGCAGCAGCAGCGAUCAGUACACCGUGAAGGGCGUGAAAGGUCUCCAAGAGGCAAACAACGACAGCAAUCACCUACCAGCCUUCUGACAUUAGACAACGGAGAUGACGCCAUGUCUCUGGACGAACCUAGCCCUCCGCCACAGAGGCCGCCGCAGCAAUCACAUCAGCACGGCCGGCAGCAGCAAGAAAAGCCGGAACGGAGUCCUGAACAUGACAGAAAACAACGACAUGCGAGAUCCGGAGCCGCCAGUACAGUCCCUUUAGCGGGCGCAAACCUAGCUGCGAUAGCAAUGGCUGCGGCGGGAGCCAUCGCGAAUCCAGGCCAGAGUGUACAGCCAUCCGAUGUCACAAUACCGCAGACAACCUCCAUCAGUAACAGGCCUGAUACGAGCCUGGCUCCCCCGCCGCCUCCGCGCUCACCAGGAGCCAAGAGAGACCACAGUGGCGCUCUCAAGCCCAUAUCUAUCGCACCCGGUGGCCUUCGCUUGGAAAGCAUCGUAUUGUCCCCGCAACAACAGCAUGGCGGCCGCCCGGCUGGGCCUAUGGACGCCGCAGGUAGCAGGAGCGGCGGUGGCCUCAGUCCAGAACAAAUGCGCCGCCAGUACUCUUCCUCGUCGCAAAACGCCGUUCCCGCAUAUUCGCCUCGCCCCGGCAGCACCGCGUCACACCAGGACCAGCAAUCCGACCAGUCCCAAUUACUUACUCCGGCAUCCGCCGUAACGCCCGGGGCAAUGUCCGCUUCCUCGACGACAUUUCCACCUCUUCUUUUGAGAGACGACCGCUCUGUGGUUGGCAGCACUGGAGCCUCGUCACUCGCCACACCCUCAUCUACACACUCGCCCAACGACUACCACUCCCCUUUCUCACCAAAUGGUACCGGUGUCGCUGCAUCCCCGGCGCAGAUCACGGCAUUCUCGCCGCUAAACCAAGCUGACGUCCACGUCUACCGACAAUCCACUGGUAGUUCCCUGCCGUCGCUACCGCCGAUGCAACCGUACGGCUCGCCACGAAACGAUAUACAUAGCGCCGCGUCUCCUAUGUCUGCAAAUACCCCGGCGGGCCAUGCUCCCAGCAACCACAGCAGCAGUGGCAGUGCUGGACAGUCACAGCAAACCCUGCUCCCGCCGAUCCGUGAGCACCUCGCGGGCCCCCUUACGGAGUCUAGCCCGACAGGCCCAGAAACCCGACGACCGCCACAAUUCAUUCCGCCUCCGACUGGGUACACACGGCUCCCUUCCAUGUCACAUUCACACCACUCGUCGCCCGCAUCUCCAGACGAAAUUUAUCGUCGGAACAGUGACCAUGCGUCGCCAAACAGCAGUUCCGGGAAUUUUGGAGGCCAGCCUGGCAGUAGUCAGUCCUACUACGCUCCGCAGACUGCACACUUGAGCAAUCAUAGCGGCGGCCACCGUGGUACGGCCGAGUACGGCGCAGACACACCCACUUCAGAACCACAUUACAGCACACCUGGGUCGACUGGCCGGCCAGCCGCCUCCCCUGGACACCUAUUGAACCCGAUGGUGACGUCUCCGCUACCGGGGCCCGGUAGCAUGGUUCUCCCUCCGGUCAGACACGACAGUACGCCGCGCCAGCAACCAUCGAUCGAGUCUCUCACCAGUCACAUGCAGCCGCACUCGCCCAAUGGCCAGCAUAUGCCGCCGCCGCUCGCUCACCCUCAGCAACCGCCGCUACAACGACCACCACAGCCGUCGCAUACGACAGCCCAGGGCCCGUACAAGUGUGAAGUGCCGGGCUGCACCGCCGCGCCUUUCCCGACGCAAUACCUCUUAAACUCACACGCCAAUGUGCACUCCUCUGCACGGCCGCACUACUGUCCUGUCCCUGGCUGCCCGCGAAGCGAAACCGGCAAGGGCUUCAAACGCAAAAAUGAGAUGAUCCGUCAUGGUCUUGUGCACCAGUCGCCGGGCUAUGUGUGCCCGUUUUGUCCGGACCGGGAGCACAAGUACCCGCGUCCAGACAACUUGCAAAGGCACGUCCGUGUUCACCACAAAGAAAAGAGCAAAGACGAUCCGCUUCUACGCGAUGUCCUGGCUCAGCGCGCGGAGGGUCCCAGUCGAGGCCGCCGCCGACGCCUGUAA
Messenger RNA from Sporothrix schenckii 1099-18, 2664 nucleotides. RefSeq lists its product as uncharacterized. Lineage: Eukaryota; Fungi; Ascomycota; Sordariomycetes; Ophiostomatales; Ophiostomataceae. The transcript has 2 exons. Gene Ontology annotation, molecular function: RNA polymerase II cis-regulatory region sequence-specific DNA binding; DNA-binding transcription factor activity, RNA polymerase II-specific. Gene Ontology annotation, biological process: regulation of transcription by RNA polymerase II. Bases 1 to 2664 code for a protein of 887 amino acids. Gene Ontology annotation, cellular component: nucleus. The record is from RefSeq and is a predicted model, not a curated record.